AUGGUCUGUACACGACAUGUUCUUCUUAAGGAAAUAAAUACAUAUAUUGGGUUCGAUAUUGUUUCAUUAGAUAGAGGAGUAAUGACUUCUGUAGCUAAAACAGGAAAAGAAAAGAAGUUCUGGAUUUAUGCUUUUCGUGAUCAUCUUGCAGGUCUUCAGUGUUUUUCAAACUGUAUAGUUGUCGCUGAUAUUAAAGGUAAUGGCGAUUACAAAUUAGUUAUAGCAGAUGGUAGCCGACGACUUAAAGUUUUUGGUGGAACUUCUCUGGUUUCACAAUUACAAUUACUUUCUGUUCCUUCAUCCAUAACAGUUUUUUACGCAGAGGGUGGAGAUGAUGUACAACGACCGGUGAUAGCAGUUGCCUGUGGACCGUAUAUAUUUAUGUAUCGUGAUAUGAAACCUCUUUAUCGUUUUACAGUUCCUUCUGUAGAAUUAGAUGAAGUUGAUGUGGCUGUAUGGGAAGCACUUCGAAAUGACACCAUCUCUAUUCCAGAAGCAGCUGAUAUGUUAGAAGAUCGACGUCGAAAUGGUGUAGAACUCUCAACUCAUUCUACAGAUCUUUUAGCAUCUGAUAAUGCUCAGGAGCGAGAACGUAUUGUGGAAUCUUUUAAAGAUAAACCUAUUUCACAGCCUACUCUAGUAACCUGCAUGAGUUCUCUCCCUUUAGAAGGUACAGAAGAAGGAUGUCGUAGUUGUCUAGUAUUUGGUACAGAAAAUCGAUAUAUCUAUGUAUUAAAAAAUAGUUUUACUGAAAUACAUUUAAAAAUAAAAAUUCCUGGUGUUCCUGUUUCCAUUUUAAUAGCAGGAUCUUUACGGAUAGAUUACCGUAUUAUAGUUUCUUCUAGAGAUGGAUGUGUUUAUUGUAUUAAAAAUGGUAAACUUUCAGGAUCUGUUAUAUAUCCUGACGGACCAAUUGUACAGAUUGCUCGUUAUGAUAACCUUGUAGCUGUAGCAACUAUGCAAAAUACAUUAUCUUACUUUAAUUUAAAAGGUAAACGUCAAUCUUGUGUUUUUCUUCCUCUUCCAAUAACAAAUAUUGCUACCAUUACUGAAACUGCAACAGGUAAAGCUCGAGGUAUUAUUGUAGCACUUAAUAAUGGAACUAUUUGUGUUUAUGUUGGAAAAACACUAAUUCAUGAAAGUAAAGUCUAUAAUACAGUAACUGCUAUGCAUUUUGGUAGAUAUGGUCGUGAAGAUGCGGCACUCAUACUUGUUUUGCAAAAUGGAUCUCUUGUUGUAGAAAUGUUACAUCGACAUGCUUCUUUUGAGACUGAGAAGAUUAACGAUGCUGGUCCUCCUCCCGAACAAGAUGUGCCUAUUCCUGUACCAUCACUUACAAGUGUAUUUGUUGCCCAAGCUGAACGUGAGCGUACAUAUGGUGUUGAUAUGCAUAGAUCAUUUCAGAGAGAUCUUUGUCGACUUCGCCUUAAUACCGCUAAAUCAUACCUUUCAUUACUUUCAAAAGGUGUCGAAACAACUACUUUGGGUUCUUCAAAAACUAUUUCUGAUAAUUCUAUUCGUAUGAUGACAGUAGUGAAAGGUAUUGGUCCAGUAUUUAAGAUUCAAAUUACAUUACAAAAUACUAGUCAAAAACCUAUGGAUAAUUUGGUGAUUCUUUUAAAUUGUUCUCCAACGUUUUGCAAAAUACUGAAACUUUUUAUAGAUGUGCCCUUGCUUCUGCCUUCUGUUCUUUCUUCGCAUGAGGUACUUGUGGAACGUUUGGGUGAUAAUGAGGGGGACGAAGGAGUACAUGUAUGCGUUACUAGCCCUUCUGUUACAUCUCCCUUAGCCACGGCUACUGUUGAGUUGCCAGAUUUAGAUAUCAUUGAAGAUGGAAUGUGA
This is a messenger RNA of Trypanosoma theileri, 1842 nucleotides long. Its product is annotated as putative Bardet-Biedl syndrome 1 protein. The transcript has a single exon. Gene Ontology annotation, biological process: non-motile cilium assembly; protein localization to cilium. Lineage: Eukaryota; Euglenozoa; Kinetoplastea; Trypanosomatida; Trypanosomatidae. The coding region runs from base 1 to 1842 and encodes 613 amino acids. Gene Ontology annotation, molecular function: smoothened binding; patched binding. Gene Ontology annotation, cellular component: BBSome; axoneme; centrosome. The record is from RefSeq and is a predicted model, not a curated record.